AUGAUAAAUAAUACCAAAAAGAAAAAAGAGGACAAUAAGAAGUUAAAAAAAAAGCCAAAUACACUUAAAAAAAAGAAAAAUGCUUCGGAAAAAAAAAACGUCUCAAACGAUAAGAAAAAUGAGAAACCUCGUACAAUCUUAAUAUGGAUAGACUUGCUGAAAAAUCUGAAACUGAGAAAGAACAUAGACGAAGAAAUAAGCAACUAUGAGAUAAACAAAAAUAUUAACGACAAGCUAUUACUAUUUUUAAAUAACGAUUUAGAAGAAAAUGCUAUAUUAGAAAAAAUAGACGAGUUAAAAAAUAGCAAGUUAAGUAUAUUAGUAGACAUUCAUAAGGAAAAUAUGAACAACCUACAAAAACAAUUUGAACAAGAUAUAUAUAAAAUGUUUAACGAUUUUGAAGAAGAUCAAAAAAUUUUAAUUAGAAAUAGAAACAGUAUAAUUCAUAACAUUAACCUGUUUUAUAGAAAGUUGGAGGAAAACCAAAAAGAGAGGAAAACUAAUUUAGAAAAAGAAGAGCUUCAUAUGAUGGAUGAAAUACGGAAAAACUACAUUGCAGAGAGAUACAUAGCAAAUUACAAGUUUGAGAAAUUCAGAGAGGAAGAUAACAAAACUUUUAGGGACCUACUUGCGGAAAAUAAAAAAGUACUGAACGAAGAACGUGAAAAUUACAAUUCAGUCAAAACUAAGUAUGAAAGAAAUAAAGAGAGUCUGUUGUCUAAGGAGAAGGAGGUACACGAACUGGAAUUAAAAAUUGACAGCUGGAAAUUAAAAUUAGAGAAUGAAAUUAAGAUAUACGAAAUGCAAAUUGAGAGGCUACGAAAUGAGAAAACGCAACUGUUAAAUCACAUAAGAGCAAUUAAGUUGAUACUGCAAAAAUUGAAACAUAAUGACAAGCAAAGACUAAUUGACAUAACUGUAAAUUCCAGCAAAUGCAUAAGCAAGUUGGAAGAAAAUAUUUCCCUAGCAAACAAGUUAAUUAAUACUAAUAAUUUAUGCAGGAAGUACGAAACUGAGAGAGAACAAAUUUUUUCGAGUUUAGACUCGAUGAAGCAAAACAAAAGAGACGAAUAUGUUGACGCUGCGGGAGAAGAAUUGCUUAAAAAUAUGAAAAAAGGAAAUGAGAAUAAGGCACAUUUGCUUGAAAACUUUUUUAAAAGGAAGAACAAAGCAAUCUUAGAUAUAAUUAUCUUAAAGAAGGAACUACAAACUCUCAAAAAGGAAAAUAAAAAAUACAAUAAAAUUAUUGAUGAUAUGGAAAAUAAACUAAACUUUAACAAAAAAGUGAAGAUUAAGAAGGAUGAAUUUGUUAUAAGAGCGGCGUAA
This is a messenger RNA of Plasmodium malariae, 1326 nucleotides long. Its product is annotated as conserved Plasmodium protein, unknown function. The record is from RefSeq and is a predicted model, not a curated record. Gene Ontology annotation, cellular component: axonemal dynein complex; axoneme. Gene Ontology annotation, biological process: axonemal dynein complex assembly; cilium-dependent cell motility; regulation of cilium movement. The coding region runs from base 1 to 1326 and encodes 441 amino acids. The transcript has 10 exons. NCBI's taxonomy places the organism in Eukaryota, Apicomplexa, Aconoidasida, Haemosporida, Plasmodiidae.